Molecule: messenger RNA, 1472 nt
Organism: Wyeomyia smithii (pitcher-plant mosquito)
Lineage: Eukaryota; Metazoa; Arthropoda; Insecta; Diptera; Culicidae
Gene: x16
Product: probable splicing factor, arginine/serine-rich 6
Exons: 3
Coding region: 170-862 (230 amino acids)
Biological process (GO): mRNA splicing, via spliceosome
Cellular component (GO): nuclear speck
Molecular function (GO): RNA binding; zinc ion binding
Source: RefSeq, a predicted model, not a curated record
GCGUCGGCGCGGCAUUUGUUUCUUAUUUCGUACCGAUGAAAACCGCAACCGGGUAGAAAAAUAUAGUAGGCACGAAAAGUUUACCGUAAAAUCUGCUUCUUUGGAAGCGAUUCAACUGAAAAGCGUGAUUAAACGGUCAAGUGAUAUCGGCAAUAAUCAGUCGAAGAAAAUGUCUCGAUAUCCGCACGACGCUAAAGUUUACGUAGGAGAACUGGGAAAUAACGCCAGCAAGCAGGAAAUCGAGGAUGCCUUUUCCUACUAUGGUCCGCUGAGAAAUGUUUGGGUUGCCCGUAAUCCGCCCGGUUUUGCGUUCGUGGAGUUUGAAGACGCACGCGAUGCGGAGGAUUCGGUUCGUGGCUUAGAUGGCAGGACAAUUUGCGGUCGCAGAGCUCGAGUUGAGUUAUCUACCGGCAAGGGCGGUCGUGGAUUCCGUGGCGGUGGUGGAGGUGGAGGAGCACCUAGAGGAAAGGGUGGUCGUGGUAACUUCCAUCCGGAUGAUAGGUGCUACGAGUGUGGCGGCCGUGGGCAUUAUGCUCGCGACUGUACCAAGCGUGGACGCAGCAAAGGACGUAGAAGAUCUCGGAGCCGCAGCCCACGUUCACGCUCCCGUGAACUUCGUACCCGUUCCAAGAGCUACAGUCGCAGCCGCAGCCGGGACCGUGAUCGCGAACGUGACCGUGAUCGUCGUACUCGAUCCAAGACACCGAAGAAGUCGACUCGCGAUCGCUCUGUGUCUCGCGAUCGGACUAAAUCGCCUCGUCGAUCCAAAACCCGCUCCAGGAGCCGCUCGCGCACGCCCCGUUCGGUGACCAGAUCACGCUCUAGAUCUCAUCGUCGGAACGGAGCCUCUCAUCACGACUAAUUCUUGGGGUCAAGACGACGUUUCAAAUGCUGAUACAGACAGCAGUUUUCUGUAACAAACAGGAAAUACUUAACAUGCUACUCUGUCCCCCUAAGAUAGAUAAACGGAAACAAAAUAACUGCUUUUUGAACUAUAAAAAUGACGCCGCUUUUCAAGUGGAAAGCCAUUUUCCACAAUUCUGGCAAGAUAAGAAUGUAUCUAUUUAUAAUCCAAACCAAGAAAAAAUCGCUUGAUAGAUUGCUUUUACAUUACUUUUAUUUUAUUUCAUUCAAAUUCCAAACAAUAUGAGAUUAACGUGUCUUACUCGAACAAACGGAAUGAGGAAAACAAAAUCUUAAUCAGUAAUUACUGAUAUGUAAGUUGUCUACGCAAUCUCAGCUCUCUACGCUGAUCAUGGAUAGUAAUUAGCAAAAAAAAAAACAUUCUAUUUGUCUCAGCGCAAAGAUCUGCAUUUAACAGUUUUGUAAAUGUGCGCAGCUCUGAGAAGGGCUGUUGCAUUGCAGCAGUAGCUGAAGGUUCAUGUGAAAACCAGUACGCGUAGAGAACUGUAUCCUUUUAUUUUACAAGUGUAGAUUUGAUCGUAUGAUAAAUAAAACAAAUAAAGAAUAUA